Anopheles nili is the source of this 815-nucleotide messenger RNA. RefSeq lists its product as uncharacterized. The coding region runs from base 154 to 552 and encodes 132 amino acids. The transcript is spliced from 4 exons. NCBI's taxonomy places the organism in Eukaryota, Metazoa, Arthropoda, Insecta, Diptera, Culicidae. The record is from RefSeq and is a predicted model, not a curated record.
UCUUUGAAAGUAGUCAUCUGUUAUUUACUAGUUUUUGUGUCGAUUUGUACAUCAAGUUCGUCCAAAAUAACGAAAUCAACGAAUCCAGCCAUCCGUAGCAUCACCAUUGAAGAAGUUCAAUGUUUCUUGGAGUUUGACGAAUUACUUCUCAACAUGUUUGCUAAAGUGAUAUUUCCGCCGGACCAAUCGCCAAAUAAUCUGUUUAACAAACACGAUUAUAUCAAUUCUGAAAUACCAUCGGCUUAUUUGGAAACCGGACCAUAUAAUACGGUUAACUUAAUACAUGUUUUAGUUCAAAAGCUAGUUUUUUCAAACCAGGAUUUCAACAACACACUUUCUACUUUCGCAUCUUGCUUGAAUCACACCUCAACGCAGGAGAACACGCCGGAGCAAUUUUUCAAAUUUCAACAAGGAAUGAAGAUGUCUUGCCACGAAUUUCCUUUCAUUUGUUCCAUAAUACGAUUUUUGUUGAGGGUUAACAUAGGACCAGUAUAUGAUCUAACCGAACUAAUUAUCUGUUGGAUGACGACAAACUCAUUUUACUGUAAUUAAAUGUCGCUACGUCAUCGUAACCAGAUGGUUUCAAUGGACGUAGAAACGAUCCCGACCCCGACAAUAUUAUAACACCUGUUUUGAUAAGGAUUUAUGGUGUCUUAUUGUUUUCAGCAACGCUUGAUUAGCGUUUUUGAUUGAUAACUGCAAAUAAAUGUGCGUAGCUACUCUACGAAAAAAAAAGAAAAGAAUUUCUGGUACUGCUCAAAUUACCCAUAUGUACAUAAAAUUCAAUUAAAUAAAUGGUCAUGGAAUAAAAACCA